Aphidius gifuensis is the source of this 2618-nucleotide messenger RNA. RefSeq lists its product as uncharacterized. Gene Ontology annotation, biological process: regulation of DNA-templated transcription. Gene Ontology annotation, molecular function: zinc ion binding; DNA-binding transcription factor activity; sequence-specific DNA binding. NCBI's taxonomy places the organism in Eukaryota, Metazoa, Arthropoda, Insecta, Hymenoptera, Braconidae. The record is from RefSeq and is a predicted model, not a curated record. The transcript has 4 exons. Bases 564 to 1946 code for a protein of 460 amino acids.
UUAUAAGAUGACUCUCACAUGGUUGGAGUAUAGGCAAGAUAAGGAAGACCGAACAAACGUACUAAAAGGUAGGGGAUUCAGUCUUGUGGCCACGUGCUUGAUGAACGCACGCCCCGCACCGGCCGGUGUGCAUUAAUAAUAAUUUUAAUUAUAUUUAUUGCCCUUUAUAUUUUUGCAUAUAUAAAUAUACAAUAUAUCAAAAAUCAAAAAAUGAUUAAUUAUAUUUAAAAAAAAAAAAAACUUGUUUGAAUUAGUGAUAAUAAUAACAAUGCAUAUUUAUUUAAUAAUUUAUGUGUGUCAUAUUUUAUUAGUGUCAAUCAGACUUGGAUAAAGUGAAUUGAAUUAUAUCAACGGAUUUUUUUAAUUAUAUAAUUAUUAUUAUAUAUAGAUAAUCGAUAAACCUAUCAACACUGAGAGAAUUGAAAAAGAAGAAAAUAAAUUUGGUUUAAUUAAAAAUAAAAAAAACAAACAACAACAACUAAAAUGGAAAAUAAUUUGGCUCGUAAAAGUGGUGUACGGAAGGGCACUUUGUUGCCCAAUUUCAAGUAGAUUAAUUGGUCCGAAUGGACGUCGGUGAAUUAUCGAAUGCAGCUGGUUUGGCGAGGAGUAGAACAGCCGUUCUCGGUACGGCAACAAGUACCGGGAAUUUUAUUAUUAAUAAUAAUAACAUUACAAAUAAUCAACAAAAUAACUUGACAAAUUCAUAUAUCAAUUCUGGAUGGUGGACAUCAGCAUCAACUCUUGUCACAACUCCCUCAAAUACAGACGUGAUGAAUCAGUUGUGCAGAGUAUGCGGCGAGCCAGCUGCAGGUUUUCACUUUGGUGCAUUCACGUGUGAGGGUUGCAAGUCAUUCUUUGGUCGUACAUACAACAAUCUUGGAAGUAUAUCAGAAUGUAAAAAUGGUGGUGUAUGUAUUAUCAAUAAAAAAAAUAGAACAGCAUGUAAAGCAUGUAGAUUACGUAAAUGUAUUGGAGUUGGUAUGUCAAAAUCAGGAUCAAGAUAUGGUAGAAGAUCAAAUUGGUUUAAAAUACAUUGUCUGCUACAAGAACAAUCACAUCAAGCACAACAAGCACGUUUAAAAAAUCAUUCAAAUAAUAAUAAAUUACCAUUUGAUAAAAUUUUUAAUUCACAUGAUACUCCAAAUAAUAACAACAACAAUAUCAACAUCAACAACAACAACACCAACAAUAAUAGUUUAGCAACAGCAUCAGGAUUAAAUACUGUAUCAAUGCAACAAUCAAGAUUAUACAAUAAAGAUGAUAAUAAUGAAAUUGAUACAUCAAGAACAUCAUUAUUACAUAAUGAUAUAUUAUCACAUGAUUUAAUUAGGCCUGAAUUAACAAGAUUUACUGGAUGGCGUGCACCACCAUUUUUUCAUCCAGCUAUUAAUCCAAUGCAACUAUUAAAUACACCAUUUUUUCCAUUUCAACAAAGAUUUGUUGUACCAUUUGUCAAUCAAACUGGUAUACAAAUACCAAUUACAAGUCCAUCAAGUUCAUCUAGUGAUAGUAUUACACCAAGAUCAACACCAUCACCAAAACAAUCUCUUAAUAACAAUAAUAAUAGAAGUAAUAAUAAUAAUAUUAGUAAUAAUAAUAAUAAUGAUGAUGAUGAUGAAGAUGAUGAGAAUAAUGAAGAUAAUAAUGAUGAGGACAACGACGAUGAAGACGAAGAAGAUAAUGAUGAUAAUAAUUUAUUAAAAUCAAAAAUUACAACAGAUAUAAAUGGCAAAAGUAUUGCAUAUUUACGUUCACUUGGUCCAGAACAAGAUGAGCCAAUGGAUCUCAGUGCAAAAUCAUGUGAAAUAAAUGAUAAUAGUAUAGGUAAUAAUGAUAAUGAAAAUAUUAAUGAUAUUUAUAUUGAAAAAAUAGAAGAAGAUAUUGAUAGUAAUGAUGAAAUUGAAAAAGAAAUUGGUCCACCUUUAGAUUUAACGUGGAAAACAUGACACACAUAUAAUAUGUUAGUUUAAUAAAAUAAUAAUAUUUAUAUUUAUAAGUAAAAAUAGAAAAAAAAAGAAAAAAGAUAUUUAUAUGUUGGUGAGGUUACAUGGAGAGUUGACUCUAACGAUUAGAAAUAAUUUUUAUGUGUCAGGUGUUUCGAUCGAUAGUCAAAUGUAUAAGAUCAAUUGCUUGAUAUGUAAAACACACGACGUUUAUUUUUUAAAUAUUGUACAAUAGUGUUAAAAAAAAAAAAAAGUGCGUUAAAAUAUUGCAUGUACGUAUGUAUAAAAAAAAAAAUACUUUUAUUUUAUCAUCAUCACUCACGUGCUCAAGUGAUUAGUAUUUUAAUAUUUUUUUUUUUUAAUGUUAUUUACAAGUGAGUGCAAUUUUUUUAUAAUGUCAAUUAUAAUGCCACGAGAAUUAAUUUUUUCAUCGUAUUUAUUGCUCAAGUUAUGGCAAGAUGAAUUCAAGUUAAUAUAAAUAAAAUAAAUAUAUGUUUAAAUUAAUAUGUCAUUAGCGAGUUUUUUUUUUUUUAAAUUAAUUUAAUAAUAAAUAUAUUUUGUAUUUAAAAAAAAAAGUACUGUCAUGUAGUAGGAAAUAUUAUAAUUAUUUUGUAAAUAUAUAAUAAAAGUUAUUUUAUAUAAAAAUAUAAAUAAAAGAAAUAUAUUUAAAUCAAA